UUACCAGUCUCCUGUGUGUGGAUACUUGGUAGCAAAACAUGAUAAACGUCGUUCAAACAUGGGAAGCUUUCUCAACAACAUCGACUUUAUAUCGAGUUGAGGUGUUUCGAGGGCAAACUAUUUUGCCACCUUUGCACCACUUUGCAAUUCGGGAUUCUUGCGCACGUGUGACGAUUUUGGAUCCGCUGCUUAUCUGUUGACAUUCUCUCCGGUGUUUUCUAUUUUAAUUUUACCUUAUUGAAUGUGCUAGCACAGAAAUUGCAAAUUACUUUUUUCUAACGUAUAUUAAAGAGAUAUUUACCGGGAAUGGCGGCUUGUACGGAGAUAAUCGAUGACAUUGAAGACCUCAUCCAGUCGCAGGACAUCACUCCCAAAGAAAGAUAUGCUAACAAAUCUAACGUAACCGUCCGAGCGAAACGAGUAAAAAAGGCCCUUGAAGCCAAGGAGAAGGAUGCUGCAUCAGUUACGGAGAAAAGCAUUCUGGAGAGUGUUAUUCCGGGAACUCAGUCGAUCUACCUCAAGACGUGGGGCUGCGCGCACAACAAUUCCGACAGUGAAUACAUGGCUGGUCAGCUUGCUUCCUAUGGUUACAAUAUUACUUCCGAUAAAUCGAACGCGGAUUUAUGGCUACUGAACAGUUGCACGGUAAAGAACCCGUCGGAAGAUACCUUUCGAAAUGAAAUUCAAUCGGCCAACAAAAUGGGCAAACACGUCGUCCUGGCCGGAUGUGUGCCUCAAGCUGCUCCCAAGUCGGACUACAUGCACGGAUUAAGCAUUGUAGGCGUUCACCAGAUCGACCGGGUAACGGAAGUGGUGGAGGAAACAUUGAAAGGACAUUCCGUCCGUCUGCUGCAGGCAAAGAAGCUCAACGGAAAGAGAGUAGCAGGCCCUCAGCUAGCUCUGCCGAAAGUGAGGAAAAAUCCGCUGAUUGAGAUAAUUCCCAUUAAUUCCGGUUGUCUUAAUGCCUGCACGUACUGCAAAACGAAAUUUGCCAGGGCUGAUCUGGUCAGUUAUCCCGUGGAGGAAAUUGUGCAAAGGGCAGCUCACGUGUUCACUGAAGGAGUUUGCGAAAUUUGGCUCACUUCCGAAGAUACCGGAACCUACGGUCGAGAUAUUGGAACAUCGCUUCCGGAACUGUUAUGGAAAUUGGUUGCCGUCAUACCCGAUGGAUGUAUGCUGCGUUUGGGCAUGACAAACCCUCCCUAUAUACUGGAACAUCUAGAGGAAAUGGCCAAGAUACUCGCACACCCCAAAGUUUACAGUUUUCUCCAUGUGCCCAUCCAGAGCGGUUCGGACUCUGUGCUAGCAGACAUGAAGCGAGAAUAUUGUCGUUCCGACUUUGAACAAAUUGCUGAUUUUCUGAUGGACAAAGUGCCUGGCAUAACGAUUGCAACGGACAUAAUUUGUGGUUUUCCGACUGAAACGAAGGAUGACUUCGAGCAUACAAUGAAGCUAUGCGAGAAGUACAAAUUCCCGAGUUUGUUCAUCAACCAGUUCUAUCCCAGACCGGGAACGCCGGCUGCGAAAAUGCAACGGAUACCAGCAGAUCAGGUAAAAGUGCGCACCAAGCGUUUGACGGAUCUGUUCUACAGUUACGAGCCCUACGUAGGAAAAUACGUAGCUGGAGAUCGCCAAAAAGUGCUCGUUACCGAAAUCUCUCACGACAAAAAACAUUAUGUUGGCCAUAACAAGUGCUACGAACAAGUACUUUUGCCCAUGGAUAAGAAUUUGCUGGGAAAGCUUGUAGAGGUUGAAAUCGUCAGCAUUACGAAAUUCAGCAUGCUUGCUAAGGUGGUCCAAGAGGAGAAAGAUUGGGUAAGAUGCACGACCUUGGAGAACAGCAAGCAAGCGUUGGAGGUGGACGGCAGUGUCAUUAAGGUCGUAUCAAAGGACGAUAAGACACAGUCCUACGUCGUGUUGCUAUUUUUUGCUUUCGUGUCCUGCGGCAUUGCACUCGUGUGUCGCUAUUUUAUGCUUUCGAUUUAGAAAUGAAUAAAAUCACAUAUAAAAGAAAAC
Aedes albopictus (Asian tiger mosquito) is the source of this 2016-nucleotide messenger RNA. RefSeq names its product threonylcarbamoyladenosine tRNA methylthiotransferase. The record is from RefSeq and is a predicted model, not a curated record. The transcript has 4 exons. Gene Ontology annotation, biological process: tRNA methylthiolation. The coding region runs from base 307 to 1986 and encodes 559 amino acids. Gene Ontology annotation, cellular component: endoplasmic reticulum. Gene Ontology annotation, molecular function: tRNA (N(6)-L-threonylcarbamoyladenosine(37)-C(2))-methylthiotransferase activity; 4 iron, 4 sulfur cluster binding. NCBI's taxonomy places the organism in Eukaryota, Metazoa, Arthropoda, Insecta, Diptera, Culicidae.